AUGUCCGGCAUCUCCGCGCCGCUGAUGGCACUGACGCGCGGAUCCGUCGCGCGCGCGCCCCGGAGACGUCGCAACGCGUCGCUCCGCGAGCCCCGCCCGUCGCAGCGUCUUCCUAUCCUGAAUCUUAAUAAUCUUCGUCUCGAGCUUCGAACCGGCGGGCGCGUGGUGUUGGUCCGCUCGGCGAAGCCGUACCGGGGAGACGAGAGGUCCUUCUGGGACAACGCCCCGGUGGAGUCCCGCCACAAGGGAUACGUCCCGGUGCCGGGCUUCGGCGAGUACUACACCCCGCCCGCGCCGCCGCCCGAGCCCGAGGAGGAUGACGACGAGGAGGAGGGCGACGAUCGGUGGACGGCGCCCAGCCGGAUCCGCCAGCAGCCGCCGGAGGAGGGGCGACGGGGACUUAACGAGAGCCAGGCGGCGAAGGGGGCGUACGUCCCGGUGCCGGGGUUCGGCGAGUACUACGCCCCGCCCGCGCCCGGCAAAACCAAGGGUAAGGCCAAGGCCGGCAAAGAGGAGCGCGACGAGGACGACUCCCAAGAUCACGCGUGGGCCAGCAAGGUUCGCUCUCAGCCCGCGGAGGCUGGGCGCUGGCAGCCCGGGGACACCGCGCCUUACGUGCCCACCCCGGAGCCGCAGGCGCAGCAAUCGCGGGGAUGGUUCGGCUUCGGCGGCGGCGGCGGCGGCGGUUCCGAUCCCGCGGAGGACUAUUACGCACGCGACGAUCAAUCGUGGAGCGAGCAAUCCUUCGCAAACGACGAGCCCCUUCCGUCGGCGUUCACUGGCGCGGCGUCGAAUUUCUCCGAUUACGGCGACGACGAGCUCCGCCGCCUCCGCGUCAUCUACGGCAUGUUUCGCAAGACCGUCGCCGCGUUGCGGUACAUCGUCCCGUUCACGGGAGGCCUGGCGUGUUGGAUCGCCGCGGCUCAGACGCUCACGGCGUGGUGGACGAUGGCGUCGAUGGUGCCCUUCCUCACCGGGCUCCUCACGUUUUCCAUGUUUGGCUUUUUGGUCACCCUCGGCGCGGCGUUUUUCAGCGGGAUGUACAUGGCCGUCACGGUGUUCACCAGGACGCUGAGAUACAUGCUCGACGGGCGGAUGACGGAGGCGUGGCCCGCGCACAGGGACCAGGCGCAGCCGCCGCCGAUGCAGAUCACCGCUCAGAGGAGUCAGAGGGUGGCUAAAAACCAAAACCAGGUGACGGUUGAUUACGUCCCGACGCGGCCCGUGUCGGACGAUGAACCCCCGGACGUCCCGGUCUCCGCCAUCCUCCCCGAGCUCUACGCCCCACCCCGGGGCCCCGCGAAGCCCGAGCCGACGCCCGAGAGCGACCCCUUAAGUGGUGAGUCACCGCCCGUGGGUGGUGAGUCACCGCCCGGUGAGUCACCGCCCGACGACCCGAUUGCGGCGAAACCCCCGCCCAAGCGCGCGCGGGUGGACCUGCCCCUCGACGUGCUGCUCCGCGUGGGCGGCGGCGCGGUCGAGAAGACGGGCAAGGCGGUCACCGGUGAGAAAGAGGGAGGGAGCGGGGACGGGUACAAGGAGCUGCCGCCGAAGAAGGGUGGUGGGGUCAAUACGGGGUCGACGAACGAUUCGAACGCGCGAGUCGUCGCCGAACAAGCAGAGCAGAAACCUUCGUGGGACUCGGCGGUGCGCGAAGGAUCCGUGUCCGCGGCCGGGGAGCUGCGCCCGGACCCGGCGGCGGACGCGAGGCGCGAGGCGGUGGUACCCCCAAGCCAGCGAAGCACCGUCGCGUCGAAGGAGCAGCAGCAGCAGUGGCUGAGGAGGGAACUGGAACGCGAGUGGGAGGAGGUCGGCGCCGGAGAGGAGUCCGUUCGCGACGACGAGGAGAAGAAGAAGAAGGAGGAGGAGAAGGAGGAGGUGAAGAAAAACGGGGGAGGUUGGAACCCCAUCAAGGCGUUCUUCGGCGGCGGCGCGGACGAGUCGCCCGCGCCCGCGCCCCCGACCGCCGCCGAGCCCAGCCCAGCCCGGCCCAGCCCGAAGGCGCCCGGCCCGGCCCGGCCCAGCCCGGCCCGGCGCGAGACCCCCGCCGCCGACGCCGGCUUCGACCCGGUGAUGGGCGCGCUCAGGUGGGAGACGCCCGCGGGCGAGGCGACGAACGCGAACGCCGCGCGCGCGGCGGAGGUGGCGGCGAGGCUCGCCGCGAGGGCCGCCGUGGCGCAGCCGGAGCAAGAGCCGGAGCAAGAGCCGGAGCAAGAGCCCGAGCCCGCGGCGGCUGUUGACACGUCAAAGUUUGCGGAGGAGGCGGCGGCGGCGGCGGUGUCGGAGGUGCGGUCGCAGCGGAGGCGUUCGAACGACGAGGACCGGAAGAGGGCGGAGAGGAACGAGUGGCAGAAGAGGGCGUCGAUAUCGGAAACUGGCCAGCUCCAGUCACGCGGUGCGAUGGGCGGGCGCGCGAAGGCCAAGGGUCGCGGCGGCGGACGCGGCGGACGCGGCGGCGGAGGCCGAGGACGCGGCCGAAGCGCGCACGGCAGCGGUGGACGUUUCGGAUGGGGAGGCGGCGGCACGGGUCCGUCGUCCUCCCGCGGCGGUGGGAUCUACGGUCCCGAUGCCGGUGGUGACUACGUCGCGCUCAAGGGCGCGUCUCCCGGAGGGUUCUUCCCCGGAUACGGCGGGGGCCCGAAGAGGAAACACCGCCAGAUGCAUCAGGCGUACGCCUACGCGGGAGCGGGAGGCCGGCGGGUCCGUCGACAGGGCAGCGACGACGACUCCGAGACGACUUCCGAGGAUGACGUCGCGGGCGGCGGCGCGCCCGACCACGACCACGACCACGACGAGGACGAGGACGAGGACCGGGACGACGACGAAUCCGACCCGAACGUCGAGCGCAACUCCGUCAUGCGCAUCGGCGGGAUCGAGAUCCGCAUGGAUCGACCGGGCGCGCGCGGCCGAGGCGCCCGCGAGCCCUUCCCGCCCCGCCGCGAAGCGCCAUCGGUCGACGACGACGACGAGCGAGACUCCGAGGGCGAGUGGGGCAGCGAGCUCAGCCUCGACUCCGACGCCGUCGACGACUACAUGCGCAACUGCAUGAACGACUCCGACGACUCCGACGACGACGAUGACGACUCCGACGACGACGACGCGUUCAACGAGGACGCCGCCGCCGACGCCGCCGUCGCCGCGGCGGAGGAGGCGUGGGAGAGAUCUGAGCGCGACGGGUACGGCGGUGCGCCUCCGGAUGACGAGCUCCCGAAAGACAUCGAUGGCAAAGAACAGGACAAGGCGGCGCGCGCGGCUCGCCGCGCCGCGCGGGAGGACCGGUACCUUCGACGGAUGCGGGACAUGAACCUGGACGGCGCCGAGGUGCCGUCGCCGCGCGUCUCAGACUCGGACGUCUCGGACGAUUCCGAGGCGGAGAACGAGGCUCUGAAGGGGGGCGACUACGGGGCGUACCUGUGGGGCACCGGCUCGGGUAAAAAGAAGAAGAAAGGGGCGGGCGGCCAUCACGCGGACGGCGGCUUCCCUUUGAGCGGUAAGCGCGCAGCGAAGAAAGCGGCGAAAAAGGCGGCUCGGCGCGGCGAAUCCCCCGAGAGGGACGCGGGUUUGAGAAGGCCGCGAGCCGUCGCGGAGACGUUGGCGGGGAUGAUCCGAUCCGGCGGCGCGUACAUCGGGUUUCAAGCCGGCAUGUCUCCCGACGCCCUUCGCGGUCUGCUGGGCAUAGCCCACGCGAUGGGUCUCAAGGCGGAGGUGCGGGGUGGGGGUAAGCGGCGGCACGUCGUGGUGCACUGGACGCCGAGGGCGAGGGUUCCGAGGGACGGGGACGAGCGACUGGAGCGGGCCAUCGCCACGGCGGAGGGCCAGCCGUACGGCGGCGGUGGCGGCGGGAGGGGGGGGGUUUCCGGGAGGAACGGGACGAGUUCCGCCCCGAGUUUCGUGUCGGCGGGCGUCAUGCGAAACGAUGACGAUGACAUCGACGACGACGACAGAAUGAACGUACCCGUCGGGGACGUCGACGACGAGGCAAAGCCGGAGGCGGAGACGGACUUUCCGAUCGAGGGGGAAGCGGCUGGUUUAGGGACCGGUUUAAUCCGCGAUGAGGUCGAGGCUGAGCUGGCGGCGGCGGAUGCGGACGUGCGAGCGGCGGAGGCUUUUCUGACCGCCGCCGCCGAGGGUGCAGCCGAUGGCGACGGAGUCGAGGACGACGGCGAGGAGGUCCGACGGGGCAACAGGGGCUUGCGCAGGGCGGCGAUGGCCGCGGAGCGGGAGCUUCGCGCGUCGCUGGCGCAGAGGAAGAAGAAGGGGGACGGGAGAGUAGUGGGGGCUGGGCACUCUUUCGGCGCUUUCGAGGCGCACACCAGCGGGUUUGGUUCGAGGAUGCUCGCGAAGAUGGGUUUCCAGGGCGAGGGCGCCGGUAUGGGGAAGGACGGGCGGGGGAUAUCGGAGCCAAUCGCGGCGUCCAUCCGGGGCAAGCGAGUCGGACUAGGAGCAGAGCGGAAAUGA
This is a messenger RNA of Micromonas commoda, 4458 nucleotides long. RefSeq lists its product with no specific name. Gene Ontology annotation, cellular component: U2-type post-mRNA release spliceosomal complex. The coding region runs from base 1 to 4458 and encodes 1485 amino acids. Lineage: Eukaryota; Viridiplantae; Chlorophyta; Mamiellophyceae; Mamiellales; Mamiellaceae. The record is from RefSeq and is a predicted model, not a curated record. The transcript has 2 exons. Gene Ontology annotation, biological process: spliceosomal complex disassembly. Gene Ontology annotation, molecular function: nucleic acid binding.